Corylus avellana is the source of this 1694-nucleotide messenger RNA. NCBI's taxonomy places the organism in Eukaryota, Viridiplantae, Streptophyta, Magnoliopsida, Fagales, Betulaceae. The record is from RefSeq and is a predicted model, not a curated record.
GGCUAUUCCAAUUGCCUUUUGGCCCUUUACAAAUUUUCUAACUUUAAAUUGUCGCCCAGGUGAAAGAUCCCGCCACUGUCUCACACGGGCAAUAUCUCAGUCAUGGCAGCUGCAUCACAAGAAUAUCGCCUCAAUUCUGCUUAUAUUUAAGCUCUUCUACACGCAGAGCCCUCAGGCUCAGGUCACAGAUCAUAAGCUUUUCAGUCAUGGCUGCUCCAUCGCCUUCCCAUGUAGUUGUUUUCCCUUAUAUGGCUCAGGGCCACACCAUCCCAUUACUAGACAUAGCAAAAGCCUUCGCAAACCGUGGCCUGAAGGUCACCAUAAUCACCACCCCCUCAAAUGCUCCAUUCAUCUCUUCCAAAACCUCUAACCACCCAAAUAUCUCUUCCUCAAUAAUCCCUUUUCCCAGAGCUCAAGAUUUACCCGAAGGAUGCGAGAACACCGCCGACCUUCCUUCAAUGGCUCUGCUCGCUCCCUUCGUCGAAGCCACCAAACAAAUGAAACAACCGUUCGAGGGAGUCCUCAGAGACAUGAUUAGCGAUGGGUGUCGCCUCAUUUGCGUAAUCUCUGACUUCUUCCUAGGCUGGACACUCGAUUCGUGCCGUUCUUUUGGAAUUCCGCGCAUCGUCUCUCAUGGGAUGGGGGUGUUAUCGAUGGCUAUUUGUAAAUCCGUUGGUUUGCUUGCCCCGAGCGUAAAGGAUUCAUCGGAUUGGGAUCCGAUAGAGUUCCCAAAUCUGAAAGCUCCGUUCACUUUGCUCAAAUCUGACAUCCCUGAAGGGCUCCUGCACGCCAAUCCCGAUGAUGAUUUUGUGCGCCUCUCUCUGGAGGCAGGGGAAGCGGAUAUAAAUAGCUGGGGCGUUGUGGUUAACAGCUUUGAGGAGAUUGAAGGUGAUCACGCGGGUGAAUUUGAAUCCCUCUAUGCGAACCAGGCCAAGGCGUAUUGCGUGGGGCCGUUUCUAUUGUAUGAUCGUCUUGGACACGAUCAUGUGGGGGCUGAGGAGCAAUCCUAUUCGUACAUCAAGUGGCUCGACGAUCAAGCUGAAUCCGGUGGUGUGAUCUAUGUUUCUUUCGGUACGCAGUCACACUUCUCGGAGCAUCAAAUGGACGAGAUUGCUUCCGGGCUGGAGAUGGCGGGCCAUCCGUUCAUUUGGGUUGUGAGAUCGAAAGAGUGGGUCCCGCCAGAUGGAUGGAAUGCGAGGGUGGGGAGGAGAGGGUUGGUUGUACAGGAUUGGGUGGACCAGCGAAGUAUCCUAGCUCACCCUGCGACGGGUGGGUUUUUGAGUCACUGCGGAUGGAACUCAGUGUUGGAGAGCUUAUCAAUGGGGGUCCCACUUUUGACGUGGCCCGCUCUUAGUUUUUCGGACCAACCAUUGAAUGCCAAAUUUGUAACAGUGGGAUUGGGAGUUGGGCUAAUGAGCCCACAAAGAGGUGUUGGAGGAGAGAAAAUCGUGACCGUUGAUCGUGAUGUGAUUUGUGAUGGAGUGAAGGAGUUGAUGGGAGGUGAGGAAGGGAGAAAGGCUAGAGAGAGAGCACAAGCAUUGGGGAGAUUGGCAAGGCAUGCGGUGGAGAAAGGUGGGUCGUCCGAUUUGAAGUUGGACGAACUGAUUGAGCAACUCACCAUAAAAAAAUGUAUGGAAAACAAAGAAGGAAGAAAGGAAUGGAAAAUAGAGGCAAAGGGAGUUGGAAGAAGAUGA